AUGGAUAGUGCUUCCUUGAAACUACUUGCAACUUCAGGAGCACUGGAUGAGAUUUCCAAUGCGGAUGAUGGCUCCAUGAUUGAGCGACGGAUUCUGUUGGUGGGUAGUCAGGGUGGGCUUGUGAAGGAUGGGGUGACGCAAAAGUCCGUGCUUUUCGUUAUAUAUCAGAGUGGGAGGUAUGGGCCUCAGAAUGGGUUUCGUGUUGCGCUGGUGCUGGAGGGGACGAGGAUGGAGGAAGCUAGGGAGAGGUUGAAAGGCGUGGUGGAGGAAGACUCGGAGGAGUUUAUUAUCACUAUCCUCUCCUCCAACGGCACUGACCUCACCCUCUCAAUCCCGAUCAUGCACUCCCACAUCCCACUCUCCACGCUUCAACGACGCUCCCCCGCCUCCGUCCCCAUCCGAGAUUGCCCCUUGGUCGACACAUACACGUCCAACUCCUGGUGCCACCACGAACAAUCCCCCCAAGAUUUCGGGACUUCUUGCAACGAGCCACCACAAGCGGGCCGGACGAACCCUCGACAGCGUACAUAUCUGGGCGGAGGCAAAUGCGCCAGUGAUGAGAUAUGCGUUGGAAGUAACGCUAAGGACCCGGGUAUCCCGCUCCAGGCAUACUGCGUUUCCACGGACAACUUCGUGCCCAUAGGCCACAGUCCGUCAAGUGGAAAUGGGCAGAACCUAGCUUCUACGGGGAUUGUUACGGCAAAUCUUAAUUCUGCUCUUUAUAAUAACAACGGGAGCCACUUGGGCGUUGAAGCCGUCGUCACGAGCGUCAACAAAGGGACGAGCUUAUCUGCAGCCAGUGUGGUGAUGCAAGCACAGACGUAUAACGGGGUAUGGCGCACGGUGACUAAUGGCCGCAAUUACUGCCUGAGGUGCUCGAGUGUGACUGUGGCACCUUUUCCGGCGACGGCGCAGAGGGUUAAGGUGGACGUGGUGUUGUCAGAGCUAAUCCCGACGGGUUUACUUUGGCUGGCGUCUUAUUCGUACUAG
This is a messenger RNA of Letharia lupina, 990 nucleotides long. RefSeq lists its product as uncharacterized. The coding region runs from base 1 to 990 and encodes 329 amino acids. The record is from RefSeq and is a predicted model, not a curated record. The transcript has 2 exons. NCBI's taxonomy places the organism in Eukaryota, Fungi, Ascomycota, Lecanoromycetes, Lecanorales, Parmeliaceae.